GGCAUUACGCAUGCGCAAAUGCCAGCCGGCUCCGGGUUGCUGCUGGGACAGAGAGGGGCCUGCUGCUGGGGCCGGGGGCAGACACAUCAGCGCCGGGUGGCUGUUGAAGAAUGAUCCUUUUAUGUGAGUUGGAGGUCUCCUAGACAACACAUGAAGCAUGACAGAAACUAUAACUUUGUGGCGUCAUUAUGGAGAAGGCUGUAAAUACAUCAGAACCAUUGCCUUCUAAAUCAUCUCAGGUUUCCAGUAAAAAAGAGACGGACUCAACCAAAGAAGUAGACACCAGUAAAAUCCAGAAGGGAAAGCGAGCUGGGUUUGUGCUGGUACAUGCAGGUGCUGGAUAUCACUCAGAAUCAAAAGCUAAGGAAUAUAAACAUGUCUGCAAGCGAGCAUGUAAAAAGGCAAUCGAAAAGCUACAAGCUGGUGAUCUUGCCACAGAUGCUGUUACUGCAGCUCUGGUGGAGUUGGAGGACUCCCCUUUCACAAAUGCAGGAAUGGGUUCAAAUUUGAAUCUUCUGGGAGAAAUUGAAUGUGACGCCAGUAUCAUGGAUGGGAAGUCUUUAAGUUUUGGAGCAGUGGGAUCUUUAAGCGGAAUAAAAAAUCCGGUUCUGGCAGCAAACAAGUUACUGUUUGAAGGACAAAAGGGAAAGCUCUCUGCAGGCAGAAUCCCACCUUGCUUUUUAGUUGGAGAUGGUGCUUUUAAAUGGGCUGUAGACCAUGGCAUACCAACAUGCCCUCAAGACAUCAUGGCUACAAAGUUAAGUCUUGCUGCUUUUAAACGGAACAAAAGAAAACUGGAACUUGCUGAAAAGGUGGAAACAGAUUACAUUCAAUUAAAGAAAAGAAGACAAUCAAGUGAAAAGGAGAAUGACUCAGGAACUCUGGACACUGUUGGAGCAAUAGUUGUUGACCAAGAUGGGAAUGUAGCUGCUGCUGUCUCCAGUGGAGGAUUAGCCAUGAAACAUCCGGGAAGAGUUGGCCAGGCUGCUCUGUAUGGAUGUGGCUGCUGGGCUGAAAACACUGGAGUUCACAACCCUUAUUCUACAGCUGUGAGUACUUCAGGUUGUGGAGAGCAUCUUGUAAGAACCAUACUGGCCAGGGAAUGUUCUCUUGCAUUGCAGGCUGAAGAUGCACACCAAGCUUUGCUAGAGUCUAUGCAAAAUAAAUUCAUUGGCUCACCCUUCUUGGCUAAUGAAGAAAGCAUACUUGGCGGUGUUAUUGUUCUUCGAUCAUGUAGAUGUUCCUCAAAGCUGGAUUCGGCAGACAAUAAGCAGGCUCUGCUAGUUGAGUUCCUGUGGAGCCAUACUACAGAGAGCAUGUGUGUUGGCUACAUGUCUGCUGAGGAUGGCAAAGCCAAGACCCACAUUUCCAGGCUUCCUCCAGGCGCAGUGGCUGGCCAGUCUGUAGCCAUUGAAGGAGGUGUGUGUAGGUUAGAGAGCCCACACAGCUAAACCUUACUCUUCCCUGGUCCACCAGCUGCUCCGUCCUCACAGAUGACACCCUCAUGGAGAUACACUUUGUUUCAGAAGCUCUCGUCAUAGCACAAUAUACACCAUAUAACCAGAACAGCAUGCAGCUGUAUAUCCUGUAGUCUUCUUGUGCCACUGUGAAGGCUUCUUCUGAUAAUAUUAUGCUUACAUCUAGUAGGCUGCUUCAACCUCUCUGUAGAUCUUGGACUUUGUGUCAGUUUGAUGUACCCCUUUUCCUAAUUAUUUCUUCUGUCUCCAAAGUAUAGUGUAUGUUUGUUUUUGACUUGUUCUUUGAUAUUUCACAAUUUUCCUGAUUCGAUUUUCCUUGAAUUUCCAAGUGAUUAUUUUUUUAUUUUAUUUUUUGUAAUUCUGUAUCCCAUUAAAUCCCUGGCUGUUGUAUAGAUAAGUGUACUAAGUGAAGAUGGUAUGGUGGCUCAGAUGCAUUUUUAUUUCCUUACAUAACCUAGGAUUGGUCAGUGUAAUUUAUUCUUUGUAUUUUUUUUGUUUUUUAACCACAUCUGCAUGUAAUUUAUUAAUUAUCUGCACAAUAUGUUAUUUGUUAUAGAUUAUUACUUACUAUAUUCUCUUAAAAUUUAAAGUAUUGUAUGAGAAAAAAACAGAUGUGUCCUUGUUAAUGCAGCACAACCAGUGUCCAAAGCCUAAAUUCAAGUGAUUGAAACUGAUCUGCAAUAACAGUCAUGGCCUAUAGACAAGAGGGGCACUGUUUUAACAAGGAAGCAGCCAUGUUUAUUUUUUAUUUCAUACAGCCCCUUUAAGUGACAGUCUGAAUUUAUUUUAUUUAUGGGGUAUAAGGAGACAUAUUUAUGGUAUGCACAUAUAAUGUUAUAGUAAAAUUAAGGCAAAGGAAAUAUACACAAUACUUAGACACAUUUUAGAGCUUACUCUAAACAUAUGUCAAUUAUAUCUAGGUCUACAGUAUACUUUAGAUGGGCUUCCAAACAAAGCGGAGAUCUUGUAUAACACUUAUUUGCUAGUCCUGCUGGUCAAUAUUUCAACCUAUGUCCACUGAUGUUUCUUGCAAAUGUACUGUAGUAAAACUACAAAUUAUAUAAAAGUCUAUGUACUGUAAACUGAAUAUUAACGCUCAGUUCACUAAGUAUAUUUUCUAUGACUGCAAAUAAAGUCAUAUAUUACUUUAUAUAUUCU
This is a messenger RNA of Hyla sarda, 2636 nucleotides long. It is a transcript of the gene TASP1, whose product is annotated as taspase 1. Bases 189 to 1451 code for a protein of 420 amino acids. Gene Ontology annotation, molecular function: threonine-type endopeptidase activity. Gene Ontology annotation, biological process: protein maturation. The record is from RefSeq and is a predicted model, not a curated record. NCBI's taxonomy places the organism in Eukaryota, Metazoa, Chordata, Amphibia, Anura, Hylidae. The transcript is spliced from 15 exons.